Messenger RNA from Chlorocebus sabaeus (green monkey), 2700 nucleotides. NCBI's taxonomy places the organism in Eukaryota, Metazoa, Chordata, Mammalia, Primates, Cercopithecidae. The record is from RefSeq and is a predicted model, not a curated record.
ACCUUGUUUUUCUCUUCAUUUAAGUUUCCUUCAGCAUUCGAGUUUAAUGAGCUAUUCUUGAUUACAAUUUUGGAUCACCUUUAUAGCUGUCUUUUUGGGACCUUUUUGUGCAACUGUGAACAGCAGCGAUUCAAAGACGAUGUAUAUACAAAGACGAUAUCUUUAUGGUCGUAUAUCAAUAGCCAGCUAGAUGAGUUUUCUAAUCCCUUCUUUGUGAAUUAUGAAAACCAUGUGUUAUAUCCCGUUGCUAGUCUGAGUCAUUUGGAAUUGUGGGUAAACUAUUAUGUACGAUGGAAUCCACGGAAGAGACCUCAGAUGCCCAUUCACCAGAAUCUCAAGGAGCUGCUGGCCGUCAGGGCGGAGCUGCAGAAGCGUGUGGAGGGCCUACAGCGGGAGGUGGCCACACGUGCUGUCUCAUCCUCAUCUGAGCGGGGCUCCUCGCCCUCCCACUCCGCCACCUCCGUCCACACCUCGGUCUGACGAGCGAGGCCAGCCUGCUGCCCCACUGUCUGCCAGCGGCUCAGGAAAGGGGCCUGGCCAUCACUGUUAUGGCUGUAGCUUGUGAUCUUGUCUUUUAGGAUUAGGCCCAGGGACCAUUUGUGUGGCUAGGUGACAGCUCCCACUGUUGGCAAGUGCUUUUUGUUUUGUGAACAGCCCGUUACCCUCCUGUCAGCGGUUUCACAGGGGAGCUGUCUGUCACAUCCACCCUGUGAAGCAACUUCUAGCGUCCAGGCAGCUUGGGAGAAACUAAGUGAAUGGAUUGCAGUACUGAGGUUCAAGAAAGCUGUGCGCCAUUUCUUUCCAAGUUAAAUCGUUCAGUAACAACAAACACCAUUCACUUCAAGACGCAUUGCCAGCCCCAUGGCUUCCCUCAGCUCUUGGCCACAACUUGAAAACUGUUUUGAAUGAAGUACUUGGGGAGAAGACAGACCACUGCCCUCUGUUCCACAGUUCUCUUCAUGCACGGGGUCCUCCUGUAACAAUUACUGUUGUGUACAUAUAAGGUAUUUUUAGAGAAGAGAAACAGGCCUUUAUUUUCCUAUGUCCUUUUUUACGUUUAGAAUAGUCACCUGAGGAGAGAUCAGCUCAACUGUACUGUGGGAGAAAUUAUUUUCCAACAAACCUCAUGCUCAUUUUUCUGUGGUGCAUUUGAAAUGGGAUUUGAACAUGGUCAUUUCAAGGACAACGUGUUCUGUCCUCACCUCACUCUGGUACUCACCUCUUGGGGCGGCUCAGCCCAUUCAUGGGGACAGCACCAAGCGGCCAUGCUCAGUCUUCCAGCCCCGCUGAGGGUAAACCGAAGCCUCUGGCAGCUGUGCACAGGUGCUGGCCUCUCGCUCCUUCAAGGAGCACUGCCUGUCACUCGCUCCUGGGCUGUCUGGCCAUGCUUCCCCCCACCACUUUACCGCUGCCAGCUGCCAGGAUCGAAGCAAGUCUGCUCUUACGUUAUUUGCCUGUAUGAAAUCAUUUCUCAUUUUAUCACAAUUCCUUCAACUCAGCUUACUCACAUGGCUGCCUGUUAAUAUUUGAAAGCAGCCACUGUGCUGUGGCUUUGGUUUGGAAAAGCAUAGCACGCACUUCCCUUGGUUUUCCCUUCCCAGAGCCGACCGCAGCUGGUCAGCCCUCUUCCCGCUCCUGAACCUUUACUGACUGACUUUGAGCUCUGUGACUCCAUCAGUCCUCGCAGGAAUUAAUUUACCACCAAUUGAUUCAAUCCACUUGCGCGCCAUAGCUCUGAGCUCCUCUGUGUGACAUGCCACAGAUGAUUAUUGCACACCUGGGUCCUGCCCCAGCAGGCCAUGCCCCUCCCUCAUGCUGUGCCCGUUGCUGCAACUUCCCCCCACCCCACCAUGGGCUGCAGGAAUUCAGCCUUUAGAGGCAGAGGUGGCUGCAGCGGCUCCUAAGGUCAAACCCCAGCGUGACUGCAUAACAAUGUUAGCUGGCUGUUUUCAAAUUACUGGAUUCCAGACAAAGUCCUACAAAUUGGCCUUAUUUUUGAAAAUAUGUUAAGGGUUUUUUAAUAGAGAAUGGAUUUUUUUUUUAAAAAAACUGGGAACCUCCUGAUUCUUACUGAAAAUUAUCCUUCUAUAAGAUAGCAGAGAGAUUUAUUCAAGGUAAUUUGAUAACCUAAAAUCAAUUCUCCAUUUUUGUCACAUGUGGGAUUUGUUGCUAAAUCAUAUUCGACAUUAGCUUUUAUGUUCCUAACAUAUCUGAACCUUAUUUAUGAAUGGAUAAACUGGAUUAUAGAUAUACUGAUUUUUUUUUUAAUGGGGACAUUUCCCAUUUUCUUCCCAGACGUAUGCAAUCCCCUGGCUGACUGGGACUAUUAAACAUAGUGUGGACUGGAUGAUGCCUUCGGCAGACCAGAGAGGCCAAGCUGUGGGGAGCUGGUGUCUGGAGUGGGCCCUGUGCGCCUCACCCGGCGGAGGCUGGGGGCUCCGCCAGCAGCACCCCACAGACUCCUAUUCCAUGUUAAAGAAGCACAACGGGUCAUUUCCCUUUGUAUGUUCCUAGUGCAGAACUGUUUCGAAAACAACUUGAAGCAUAGUUUUGUUAUCUAAGCAAUUUUUGUUUUAAGUGUACUAGAAUGCGAAACCUUUACGGUUCAGGUUUUUAAAAACUGGUACAGUAUUGUAUUUGUCUCAUCUGUUGCACUGUAUUUCAAUCUGUAAUUAAAAUGAUCUUAUGUUUGCUUCCUGG